UAAUCCUAAUACAUUCUAAAAUCUGUGAACUAUUGCCUUAAAAAGGGGAGCAGGAACAAGAACUAAGAUCAAUAGAAUGACUACUAUCAGCUAAAUUUAAUAUUUAGUAAGUACCUACCUUGGGCUGGCACAAAACGGGCACAGACAAUAAUGAGUUAAAGACAGGGUCAACUAGUGUGCUAGGUACCUCCCUUAGACAAUAGCCAUAAUGUAAAGCAAUAGGCCUAUCCUGCUAGUCUUUUCAUAGAACAUAUCUUUUAACUCUUACACCAGCCAGGAAAGGCAGGCAUUGCUGUGUUCAUCUUUACCUAUGGAGACGUUGCCGGAGAUAGUACUGCUAAUAAACCAAGAUGGAACCUCAGAACUUCUAGGUCCAUUGUGUUUUUCUAGAGGUAAAUUCAGAGGAAUUUCCACAUCCACUCCGUUCAGGAGACUUGUUUCAGUUCCUAGGACAGCAGGUGAGUUUGUUAGGAUGGUGAUGAACGAAUCUCAUUCUGAGUUCUUGGCGGUCUCCCAGGGAGCUUUGACAGCGUUGGAACUUCACUUCCCAGCAAUGCUUACAGCCGCUGAUCACACGAUACUUGAGAGACACUCUCCCAUCCUUGGAGCCGAACCGCCAGGCUGAGGCGGGCCUCGUCCCAACUGACGUAAGGCCGCGCGGCAUGCUGGGACUUGUAGUCUUCCUGGGACCUGGACGCCCCCUCGGAUGAACAGGGCCGGGGCUGACUGCGAACUACAACUCCUCGUCUGGCAGUGUCAGUAGCGACUGCAGAGGAAGGGGGUUCCGCGGUGGCCAUGUGUGAUCCCGGCUUCCUGGGGUAGCCGUACAGACGGGCGCUUCCUCUGCGCGCUCGCUCCCCUUGCCCCGCACCGGCCAUGCGCCCGGCCUUCGCGGUGGGCCUGGUGUUCGCAGGCUGCUGCAGUAACGUGAUCUUCCUAGAGCUGCUGGUCCGGAAGCAUCCAGGAUGUGGGAACAUUGUGACAUUUGCACAAUUUUUAUUUAUUGCUGUGGAAGGUUUCCUUUUUGAAGCUGAUUUGGGAAGAAAGCCGCCAGCUAUCCCAAUAAGGUACUAUGCCAUAAUGGUGACUAUGUUCUUCACUGUCAGUGUGGUGAACAACUAUGCCCUGAAUCUCAACAUUGCCAUGCCCCUGCAUAUGAUAUUCAGAUCUGGUUCUCUAAUUGCCAACAUGAUUCUAGGAAUUAUCAUUUUGAAGAAAAGAUACAGUAUAUUCAAAUAUACCUCUAUUGCCCUGGUGUCUGCAGGGAUAUUUAUUUGCACUUUCAUGUCAGCAAAGCAGGUGACUCCACACUCCAGCUUGAGAGAGAAUGAUGGAUUCCAGGCAUUUGCAUGGUGGUUACUAGGUAUUGGGGCACUGACCUUUGCUCUGUUGAUGUCAGCACGGAUGGGUAUAUUCCAAGAGACACUUUACAAACAAUUUGGGAAACACUCCAAAGAGGCUUUAUUUUAUAAUCAUGCCCUUCCACUUCCUGGUUUCAUCAUCUUGGCCUCUGAUAUUUAUGACCAUGCAGUUCUGUUCAAUAAAUCCGAAUUAUAUCAAGUUCCAGUCCUCGGCGUGACAAUGCCCCUCAUGUGGUUCUACCUCCUCGUGAAUGUCAUCACUCAAUAUGUGUGCAUCCGGGGUGUGUUCAUCCUCACAACAGAAUGUGCUUCCCUCACUGUCACACUCGUUGUGACUCUACGCAAGUUUGUGAGCCUCAUCUUUUCCAUCUUGUACUUCCAGAACCCUUUUACUCUGUGGCACUGGCUGGGCACCUCAUUUGUCUUCAUUGGGACCUUAAUGUACACAGAAGUAUGGAACAACCUAGGGACUACAAAAAGUCAGUUGCAAAAGGAUGAUAAGAAGAACUGAGUUCUGCCUGGGAUAGACAGGCCAGUGUUGUAUGAGGGAGUCCUCUGGUGAAAGUCUGGCCACCAUUUCACUUUGGUUAAUGCCGAAGUACCCCCAGUAUUGAACCAAACACGAUCCAGAGAAUCUCAGAAGGAGGGGACAUCUCCAGUUUUUCACGGCCAUUUGAACAACAUUUGUAGACUCCAAAUAGACAUCUCUCAACCCUGAAGUAGAAAAAAAAAUAAUACUUCUAUAGCAUUGAGCAACCUGUUCGUUUGCUUUUCUGUUUUGUUUUCCAGAAGAUUCAGAACUAUACUUGUUUGCUGAGUUCUGAGUUCCCAGAGCUACUAAUUUUAUAUUUGUGGUGUCAGAAAAGGUAAUGCCUUUGUUACUGUUCUGAUGAUUUUCUGCUGCCAUAGUCAUGACCAUCCUGUGGCCAUGUCCUGCUUUCUUCCUGUCACUCUCUACUCCUCAACAGCACUUUGUAGACCAUCAAAUGCUCCAGGCACCAUCAGCCAUUGAACAACCAUUUGGCUGAGUGAAUUGAGACCCUGGGAACAUUGGGACUGGAUUUUUUUCUAGCAUGUUGGGAAAGAAGCAUUUGUCCCGUUGAGCUAAGCCUUGGGGAUAGCAGACCAAACUGGUGAACCCGUCCUUUCCCACAUUUGCUUUUUUUCCCUAUGCAAAAGUGAGAUGCCUUCCCCAUCUCUUGCUUUCUAUCUUAGACCAAUCCUGCAGCAUCUCAUGGUAAAACAUGGUUGGGAAGAAGGAGUCUUUCCCUUCAGUCUUGCACAUGAAGCCCAUUAACCUGUCACUGAAAUGGGGAUAGCAGCCCGGUCUAGUACACAUAGCCCUGCUCAUCACUCUAAGAGCCACAGCUGUCCCUGUAGGCCCAGCCACAUACUCAAAGGGCAGGUCCUGAAUGCAAGGUGAGUGAAAUGUUCCUAACUAGAUCAGCUCUUCUUGGCAGCUCUGAGAGUCAGGUGAUGAAUAGACUAAGAUAUAUAGUAUGUGUGAUGUACAAAUCAAGUCAAAUCCCAACUACAGUUGAAAGUUACUCUCAUUUUCUCCUAUGAAGUAACUUUAUGUUCUUGAUAUGCAAUGAGGGGAAGGUUGUAUGUGCUUUGUUACAUGUAGAAACAUGCCUCUCUUUUGCUAACCACUUCAAAGGUCUGGGUUCUAUUACCAUGGGAUGUUGAGAAAAAGAAAACUGUCACUACAGCACAUGGAGAUGUGUGUGCUGUCAUGUAAUUUGUGUGCAAUCAAGCAGCAUGGAAGCUGGUGUUCUCUUAUUCCCUCCUCUUCACUUAGUCCCAAACCCUCA
Messenger RNA from Castor canadensis (American beaver), 3175 nucleotides. RefSeq names its product solute carrier family 35 member B4 (gene Slc35b4). Gene Ontology annotation, cellular component: endoplasmic reticulum membrane; Golgi membrane. Gene Ontology annotation, molecular function: UDP-xylose transmembrane transporter activity; UDP-N-acetylglucosamine transmembrane transporter activity. Lineage: Eukaryota; Metazoa; Chordata; Mammalia; Rodentia; Castoridae. Gene Ontology annotation, biological process: UDP-N-acetylglucosamine transmembrane transport. The record is from RefSeq and is a predicted model, not a curated record.